Messenger RNA from Daphnia pulex (common water flea), 888 nucleotides. Its product is annotated as E3 ubiquitin-protein ligase Ubr3-like. The coding region runs from base 7 to 525 and encodes 172 amino acids. The transcript is spliced from 4 exons. Gene Ontology annotation, cellular component: ubiquitin ligase complex; cytoplasm. Gene Ontology annotation, biological process: protein ubiquitination; ubiquitin-dependent protein catabolic process via the N-end rule pathway. Gene Ontology annotation, molecular function: zinc ion binding; UDP-glycosyltransferase activity; ubiquitin protein ligase activity. The record is from RefSeq and is a predicted model, not a curated record. NCBI's taxonomy places the organism in Eukaryota, Metazoa, Arthropoda, Branchiopoda, Diplostraca, Daphniidae.
CCGUGGAUGCCUCUACAGGAUUUACUGGGCCAUCCAAAAAUCCGUUUGCUCAUCACCCACGGUGGACUCAACAGCAAACAAGAGGCCGUCUACCACGGGGUUCCGUUCAUCGCUUUGCCCGUCUUUGCCGACCAGCCCAUCAACGCCCAAAAGGCCCACGACGACGGGUACGCCGUACGCCAUUCGACUCGUUUGGGACCAUUUGACGCAAGAAAUUCUUUUCGGCGACAUCUAAGGUCACAGGCUGGAGGUGCAUGUGAUUGUGGUGAUACUAGUGUCAUGAAAGAAGCUGGUUUUUGUGAACGUCAUCAUGGUCCCCAUGCUCAUGUAGGGAAACCCAUUCUGCCACCUGAACUGCUUGCUAUUUCUCAAGCUGUAAUGCCACUAAUUAUUUUACAAUUGCUUCAACAUUUGAGAUCACACAGUAUAACAGACAUUUUGGAAGAUCAACUCCAAUCUGUUCAAGAUGCAGACUGUUUCAUCACUAUGUUGCAUGACUAUAUAGUGGAAUGGGAGCAGCUAUGAGACAUGUCAUGACAUCAGCACUAAUUAGCCCACAACUUUAUGCUCACCUAACUGAAGUCCCUUCAGGUGAUUCAGAAUAUGCUCAGUUUAUGAAAGAGGCACAAAGGAUGUAUGAAAAGUCUCUAGAAAGUCUUCCAGGUCCUGAACCACCAGAUGAAUAUAAAGGUAUAACAACCAAAAAUAAAAAUGUUUACAUGGAAUUUUAUUCGGUUUAUUAUUAUCAUCAUCGGUUAUACAUACUACUGAAAUUUUACUCAGAAAUUACUCAGAAAUUUUAAUUCUGACUUGUUGAAACAUGUUGGGUCUUGUAUUUGUUAUAACAUAACAUUAGGUAAUAAUAAUAUACGUUCAUAUGAAUCUUAA